Messenger RNA from Notolabrus celidotus (New Zealand spotty), 7668 nucleotides. RefSeq lists its product as uncharacterized. NCBI's taxonomy places the organism in Eukaryota, Metazoa, Chordata, Actinopteri, Labriformes, Labridae. Bases 244 to 2439 code for a protein of 731 amino acids. The record is from RefSeq and is a predicted model, not a curated record. The transcript is spliced from 5 exons.
CAGCAUGAUGGGUUAUACAUGCUUGUAUUUCAUUGAGUCUCUCCUUUGGUCUGUUUGGCUCAGUUAAAUGGGCGGAGUCUAGCAAACCUGAGUCAGCGAGAUGCUCUGAGGAUCCUGGCAGCCAGUCAGCGUCCAAUCACACUGCAGAUAAAGGGUCAGAGAGGGCGUGCCAGUGACGGAGACAGGGGUGCGUGGGAGACUCUCCCCCUCAACCUGCAGCACCUUAACCUGCCCCUCCCGCCAAUGGGGGCAGGGCUAAAUGCAUCCAGCCCCUCCUACCAGGAAAGACAUUUUUACAGCCACCUGUCUCUGCCACAAGAUCACUGUGAUGCAGGACGGUACAGUUACCUGUCCAGCUCACCACAUGACACUGUGGACAUGGUUCAUCAGGAUCCAGAGCUGACUGGUCGAGGGGCACUGAAGGGACAGAACUGCCUGAUGGGAUGCUGCAAUACAAAUUUGGAAGAACCAAAUGGCUUCCACAGCCAGACUGACGAUGAGGACUUCAUGCUUGAGAAGCCGAUGGGGUUCCUGCCCCUCCAUCAUGAGCUGGAUAGUGGCCUGGGCUGGACAGAUGGCUCCCUUCACCAGGGAGACCUCUCAGGACUGGAAACUGAAGAAGGAGGCCUGGAGGACUGCCAUUCUCAUGGGGCCCUUGCACCAGGGGGUUGUGGGGGUUUCGGAGGGGGCUCUCCAUCCUCGGAGUCUUUUAUCUCCUCUGAGCUCAGCGACUCAGGCUUUUACAGCGUGAGCACCGGGGAGUUCAGACACUUCCAGAGGCUGCUGGAGAAGCGAAUGCGGCUGUACAAUGCCAGACUGCAACAUCAGGGUGAACCCUGUGAGAGGCGGGAGAGGCGGGACAGCUGCCCCAAGAGCCACCGUGAGCUGCUGGAGGCUAUCCCUGAGGCGCUCACCAUGCAGCCUCAGUGCCAGCGCCUGCAACUCGGGAUGGAGGAGGCUGCUGAGCCCGUCAUGGACCUCCCACCCCGAGGACUCUUCAGGGUUUCAUCGGUCCAGUUCCAUAAAGCUGAUCGUCCCUGUCUUAACCGUCAUAGCUCCAGCAGUGGAGCCCUCUUCAACCCCUCUCAUGCUGCAGUUUCACGAAUGGCCGCACCAGUCCUCUCCACCUGCAGCACUCCCUCUAGCCACCGGAGACCAAUGGUACCCAUGCAGCCACACCACGAGGCCUCCAGUUCAAUGGGGAUGCUACGGAGAAGCCGAACACUUCACCAUCGACCUCCUCCUCAGGAGUAUCGUCGCCGGGCCAGCCAUCCAGCUUCCCCGUCCUACUGUGCAGCCACCAUGCACCAGUGUGGAGGUGUAGCGCCUUGCAAUGUCCUGCCGCUUGGUCUGCCAGAGGAAGGUGAGCUAGUGGCAGGUAUGAUGACAUCCCACCCUGCUGGCUUGGCUGUCUCUCCCCAACAACACCCCACUGCUCUAGGGCAUGCCAUGGGUGCCAUCAUCCAUGAGAGAUGCUAUGACAGCCAGCAAAACAGCCAGGUUGCUCACCAUGAUUUCUGGCACUCACAAGAAAGACGCCUGAUCCCUGAACCAUUGGUAACAGAAAGGGACAGAGAGAUCGAACGAGAACUGGAACAAAAAAGGCAAAUGCAGAAGGAGAAAGAGCUUGAGAGGGAGAGAGAUGCUCAGAUUCAGGAGGAGAUGGAUAGAGAAAGGCAGCAGGAGCUGGGGAGAUGCAGAGCAAGAGAGCAGCAACACCUCCAGAGUUUGGUCCAUCCUCCUCAGGCUGGAGAUGUCAAUGACACCUGGCCUAAACCUGCCACUCGUCAGACCCAGGGUGUUGGGGGAGGCAGAGGUCUCUACAGCACCCUGGAAGGCCACACAGGGGUUAACUGUGCUACUGGGUGGGAUGCAAAGAAGGGACACAUAAACGUAGGCCUAAGCCCCAAUCCCAGCUCUGUUCUGCAGCCAAAAAUUGAGCCAAGCCCCAAACCCAGCGCAACCUCAAGGGUCUCCAGGAGCCAACUUCUGAGAGACCGGGCAUCCCAGCUGGCAGAUGAACGCAGCGGGAUGAGCACAGAUGAGGAGACCAACACUGACAUGCUGAUGGGUCGUUACUGGAGUCGAACGGAAAGGAGGGAACACUUCCUGUUGGCCCGUGAGCAGAAACAGCAGCAGAUGCAGGCUAGAGGAAUUACUAUACGGGAGGCCAGCAGCAGGGGGGGACCCAUCAUGGGAGGGGGAGGAGCCUCUAUGGGAGAUGGAAGUUUGCUGGACAGUAGAGGAGGUGGAGCUUUUACAGAUGGGCGGUGCAACACUGUCCUUGAGAUGAGUCAGAGGAAGCUGAGUCGUCUGAGGAAUAGGAAGCUGCUGGAUGACUGGACAACAGUAGAGGAGCUCCUGACUCAUGGGACAAGGCUGGACAACCAUGAGGACAUAAUGUGUCCCAGCUCCCUGCUCACAGUCACCACUGUCUAACUGCAUGGACACACUUUUAUCAGUAACUCUGUGCGUGAGUGUGUGUGUGUGUGGUGUGAAGCUAACCAUGCAUUUUUAGUAAAUCUUCCGGUCCUUUCUUCUCAAGAGUCACAUGGGAAGACAGAUCUGAGCUUAAUCUUUGUGUGUCAGGUACAGAAAUGGUUAAGUGGAAAAAAAUAUCCUCUUAAAUUGCAUAUUUUUAGACAUUUCAAUAUCCACCAUCCUCAACAAUUCUGUACUUGAUGCACAAAGACAAAACUGACACCCUGCUUUUCAUAUGACUCUAGGAAAGACAGAGGGCAUGAUGAUCUAUGAAAAUGUUUGACUGUUCCUUUAAUGAAUGUGCGUAAGAGAGAAAACCUCACUGUUAUCACCUCAACUGAUAGCUUUAUGUGUGGGUGUGUCACCACUGUACAGCACUCCAGACAAAAUGUGUGUCAGUGCAUGACGCUUCUAAUGACAAACAACCAAACAAGGUCAGAUGAGCGCGUAUGUUUGCAUCAUGUGUUUCAUGCUACAUCAUACGCUACAAUUAUUACACAAAGAAGUCUUUAACAAAAUUACAAACGUUUGAGCUUGGACUCCAACACUAAAAUAGACCCUGAGAUUUCAGGGAGCAAUAUCGUUCUGCGUGACGUACUUGGAUGUGCACUAAUGAUAGACAACUACUUUUACAUCAGGGCCACAGAACACAUCAACUGUAGCGAUGCAGACAAUGAUAACUUAGAUUUGAUACCAAAUCCUGAACGGUUUUUAUAGAAACUCUGUUUACAAUUCAAGUACUGAUUUGUGGGAGCGCUGGUGAGGGAAAUGUGCCACGGAGGUCUGCAGAGGAUUUAAAUCAUAACAUAAAUAUAUGUGUCACCUAGAAGGACGGUACGCUACAUUCACGUCAUAUCAUUCACUGGACUUGUUUGCAGCUCAGGAAAUGAUGCCCAUGAAUUUAAUUGAAACUUGUUUUCUGAGAUUUUUCAAACCUUUAGACUCUCAAACUACUCAGAAUUAAAAUUUCUGUUUAAACAUCUUUUAAAAUAGUGGCUUCAUAACAUCCUUUGUCACCACCACUUGCAGUUACGAAUUUAAAAACACUACUGCUGCAAUAACUCAGAUUAGUAAAACAGGAGAUUUACAUUCCAACAAAAUGGAUGUGAACCAAAACACUCAUCAGUAAGUUUAUCAUAUCAGCUGGAAAUUAUAACUGAAUGCUUAUUUUAGCUCUUAUGAACAUGCACAGCAAUUUAGGAUGAAGACUGAGCUUUCUUUGCAGCAAUUGCAAGUCAGGGAUGCACAAUAUUGGAUUUUGCCGACAUCUGAUAUGCCGAUAUCUUCAAACUUCUAUGGCCGAUACAAAUACCGUUAUGUUCAGUCUAUUUGUUUUAGACACAGAUGUAAAACAAAACAAACAUUUGAUUCUACGUUAAAUAUCUAUUAUUUUCAUUAUAGGCUACAUUUCUUAGUCCUGUUUAUUGACUGAAGUAAAGGCUGCUGACAGAAACUUGUACGAUUGGGCUUUCUGUUUCCAGCACUUAAUAAAUAAAACAAAUAUUUCCAUACAGCUGACAUUUUAAGCUCAUUGUUGGCACGCCUAAGCUGUCAUGGCAUGCACAUACUUAAUGCCUGUACUUAUCAGAGGUAUCUUUAAUAUUGCCUAUACUUAUAAUAUACUUUUUUAACUUUAACCAGCUUACAUCAAUAUAAUGGCAAUUCUUUUGUGCAUCCCUAUUAAAAAUGUCUAGUUUGGGCCACUUCAUCCUGGUUACAAUAUUACUUAUCCAAACUAGCUAUUUUAUUUAUAAAUAACUACUCCUUUAUUUUCAUGUACUUCCCACUCUUUACAGCUGUUUAAUGAGAUCAGAGUGGAUGAUAGCAGCAACGUGAUUCAGUGGGCUAGCCCACGGCUCCCUGCAGCCAACCAGUCAAAUUGCAGAACAUCAACAUUGCUGAGGGGCAGUGCAGCUGCAGCAGCUGGUUGUCUGAAAGCACCAUAAUGUGAACACUUUCAUAACAGGAUUUUUUUUUUCACUCUUACUGUUCUGCUGACAUGGCGUGAAUGCAGCGUACCAUUAUUGGCCCCUCAUGGUUCAUGGCUUCCUGUUCCUGCAUCUGUCUGUACUUUUGGCAGGAUGUUUACAGAUCUACCUACCCAGGUAUCAGCUUAUGCAUGUUUAUUGAAACCUACAGUGAUGCAUUGACUGUGUGGAGAUCAUUUUGAAUAAAAGAAGCUACACCUCAAGUCAGCUUAGUGUUGUCCAGACAGCUGCAGCAUCUGUAAGGUUGGACAGAGAGAGCUCAAAUCAGUGAUGUUGACAUUCCACUUAAAGCAGAUACAGUGUGAGUACAUCUGAAAUCUGCUAAUUACAGUUCUGCAGUUUGGGAAAAUGUGCAAUAAUACCUCAAACUAGUUUUAAUAUGAUAAUGGCAGAGUUCUGUGCACUACCUGUCAUGUUUCCGUCGAAUGCAGUAACUGGUUUUAAAUCACAGAUGCACAAGAGUGACGAGUCGCUAGAAGUGCACGUCAUCCUAGAAUCCAAAAUGGAAAGAACAAAGGUCAUGUAGAUAUUUCCAUCAUUUCUUUCCAUUGUUUUCCAUUUGAGGGACCUAAGAGAUCAACUUUUUGCACAUCAUUUUUUAUACAAAAAGUUUCCCUACCUUUCUGUACCAGGGACUGAGGCCAGUUGAACGACUGUAGAUAGAGCGAUAGUGUGUAUCGAUGUUUUCUUUAUAAACUAUCAGUGAUUUACGGAGGAAAAAAAUCAAUUUAUUGUCAUUGUGUUGGACAUAUUUCAAUAUUUUUCUUGUGAUGGUUAUAAAACUAAUGUGAAAAGUUUUUAUGAUCUUUAGAACCUUUAAUCUAGUUAAUUUAUUUAGAAGUUGGUGAAACUUUAAUUUUCCAUUUUUUUUAAAAGAGUGAACACAAAAUGUGAAUAUUAUUGUCUCUUUAAAUGGCUAAAUUGAACUUUACUGUUGUUUUGUGUCAUUAUGACAUGUACAUAUUGAUUUUGUCAGAAGGUGCAGACGAGGUUGGACUUGCGACAGUAUCAGGACAUGCUGAUGCCAUCAGACGCCUCCAGUGGUUUAUCAUGUGGUUCUGUAGGUUUAUAGCUGUUUUAUGGAGGCUGUAUAUACAGCACAGAGAUUUACAUUUGUAGUAUUAGUAUGUUUAACACUCACAAUAUUGUUGAAAUUCAUGGAAAGUGGCUCAGUUUGUUCUGAAUGUUAAAUGUGGGAUCCAUGAAUUAUUGGUUGGAUCACUGACACGCUAAUGCUUUAAGAAACACUAAGGUAUCCUGAACAAUCAUGUUGUUCUGUGCCUUCUUCAGAGUCAUGUUUCAUAUAUCAUUUUAUCUCUGUGUGUCCAGAUCUGAGAUGCUUCCAGGGUGUUUACAAUGCCAUUCGUACUGUGAGCUAGUUCUAUGCUCAAAAGUACAAUGUCAACAUUAUCCUGCAAAGUUUAUGAUUUUAAUGGAGCAUGUUAGCAUUCGUACAUUUACUUUAUUGAAUUUUUAAACACUAAGAAUCAUGGGAAUGUGUUUAGUUCUCCUGGGAAUGGUGAUAAAGCAAACUAUCAACAAUAUUGAAAUAUUUAUGUAAACAUUGUAGUGCUAGAUGGGAUUCAGCUUUCCUGAUUGCACUAUGUCUAAGUUAAACUUACAAGAAAGCAAUCCAACAGUUGUCAAAAAUAUCCCCAAAAAUAUAAAAACAUCUCAAAUUCAAAGUUUAAGAGGUGGCAUUACGCUUUUUCAUAUUUGACCAACGAAUAUUAAGUUUAAAUAUUGGAUGUCGAUACUGAACCGGGGCAAAGUUUCAAAUUCUGAGGUACCACAGGCUGCUCUGAGUGAUUUCAAAAAGUCACGCAAGGAUUACACAAGACAGACAAGUUUUGCCGAAAUCGUGCGUCAAGGAUCGGUGAAUCUUCCAAAAAAAGCACAAUGCGAAACACCAACCCUUUUGAAACUUUCUGUAAGAUUUGAGGUCCAUAUUUAAUCAUGUGUUUUUUAAAUUGAGGAACACGGUUGAACUCAGAGAUGGCAACAGUGGGGGAAGCUUCCAGAGAUUGCUGAAAUGAAGCAUUUUGGACAGAGAAAAAUAAGGGUUUUCAAAGGGUUUACAUGUUACAGAUCAGUCACCAGUCCAAUAUGACUCAUGAAGCGACCGAAGCACAAUAAAGAGAAAGCUGAUUGAUACGCUUUCUCCCUUAUAAAAAUAAGUUUAAGGAAGGACUUUUUUAAAUGAGAGACAUUUUAAUUAGUCAAAGUUGGAAAAGCAGAGUUUAAAUAAUUUAAUUUCAAAUGGUGACAUUAUUUUUGAUUGCUGAUUCCUGACAUGCUGGCUAGCUUUUUAGUCUUUAUGGUCAGUGUGGCACUUUGCUUUUACCACGAUGUCAACUCAAAGUGACUGCUAUGAAAAAAGCAUAUAAAAAGCUGAAGUAAAAUCAGACUCAAACUGGUUGAAGUGCAAUCUCUGUGCAAUCCAUCAGCUAUCAUCUGGUAGACAAAGAAGGAGAAAGCCUUGGCCCUCAUAUUUAUCUUACAGAUUUAUAUAAGAUGCAUUGGAAGUCCUGAAAUAUUUUCUAAAGUGGAGCAUAGAGGCGAGACGUGUCAGAUGAUUGAUGGGUACAAAGAUUUCAGAAAUUCUUGGCCUGAAAAAGAUGUCUUUCUUUCACAUUUUUAGAAUAAAAAGUGGGAGCAGUGGAGUUGGCAGGACUAUGUGCUGUUUUGUUUGUGCUGGACACGCAGAGAUAACACUGAUAUCCAUCUUUUGAACUGACUCUGAAGAAGAUAGAGCAUAAGAUGAUUCACGUAAAAGUCUGUUGAAAACACUUGGAAUGAGAAGUGAAAUCAAACCUCCACCCUGUGUGUUUUCACUUUUUUUUUCCUUCUCUCGACUGUGACUCAAACGGUCUGAAUAAUGGAUGACGGAGAAAGAGUUUUUUUUUUCCUUCUCACCCGCCUCCCCCUACUUCACUCUCUUUGCUUACGUUACACAAGGACACAGAGAGCUGAAAAUAGUGCUGCUGUCCUCAUAUGAUGUGAAAUUAAAAGCACACUGGAGCGGAGACACUUGCUGCUGGGGGAACUCUACACUACUUAUAGUCCAUCUGACAAUCCCUCCAUCCAGUCUGCAACACCACCUCCAUCUGUCUGUGCAAGGGUACUUUUCACAACAGCAAGCUUUUUGGAAUAUGAUGAUGUAUAUGUGAUUGUAAUAAAGAGAUUUUAAUUAGCUAUG